AUGCGCCAAGAACCCCCCCCCCCCAUGUACAUCACUCUCUACUACUUAGUCAGUCGCCUCCCUGACUCCCUUCGCGUAGUCAGGGACCACUUCCUCUCAGUCUGUCCCACCACUCUCACUGUUGACCUCCUCGAGAAGUCCCUCCUAGCGGCUGAGAAGAGCAUAGUCGCUGUAGGGGCCUCUCGUGGUGACCCGCGCACCCCCAUCUUUGAGGGGUGUUCCCCCUCCCCCCUUCUGCCCUCCGUUGCCUCUGCUGCUGCGGCCGACCUUCUUGGUCUUGAGUCGGUCGAUGCGGCGUCUGCCCCUAGCGGGAGACGCCGCUCUGGCAAGGGCAAGGGGGGCAGGGGCACUGGAGGAGCGAGCGGGAGCGUUGGAGGUGGAGGUGGAGGCGGCGGGGGGAGUGGGGGUGGCGAUGGGAGUGGAGGUGGGGGUGAAGGUGUCGGUGGCGGCAGUGGAGGCGGAGGCGGCGGUGGCGGUGGGAGCGGAGGUGGCGGAGGUGGUGGCGGUGGAGGAGGCGGCGGAGGCGGCGGUAGUAGCGGAGGCGGCGGAGGCGGCGGGGUUGACGGUGGAGCUAGUCGUGGGUCUACGCAGAGCAGCAGCAGCGCGGUCGUGAGACCCUGUCCCCUCAGCAGCUCCGUGAGUGGUACACUGCACGCCAGCGGGGUGGGGGUUUUGGUCCGUGCACCUACGUCCUGCGCACCGGCGAUCGUGCGGAGAUCCCUCGCUGGGGCGAGGGCGGGUGUUGCCAUCUAUGACCUUGAUUUUGAUGCUAUUCUUUCUGCCAUGUAUGCUGUGUCUAUUAGUGAUGAGGGUGACUGUUACCGGUGUUUCCCGCCCGAUCCGGGCAUUGAGACUGCUGCUCUAGGUACUGGUGAGGCGGCUGCCCUAGGUGCUUGCGACGCUGCUGCUCUAGGUGCUAGUGCAUCUGCGUCCUCAGGUACUGGUGAGUCUGCGCUCUCAGGUACUACGUCGGCUUCGGCCUCCCUCACCUUCACCCUUGACUCUGGGGCUUCUCGCUCCUUCUUUCGGGACCGCACCACACUCACGCCGCUUAGUCGGCCGGUUGCGGUGUCCCUGGUUGACCCCUCUGGGGAUCCUGUCCUGUCUCACUUCUCCACAGUCCUCCCGUGUCCUGCGGCUCCCUCUGGCACCCUGUCUGGUCUCUACCUCCCCUCGUUCUCUACGAACCUGGUGAGUGGUGCUGACCUGCAGGAUGGGAGACCGGGGUCGAGCCUGUACACACUGACCACUGCGUCUCCUCCCGUUGCUGAGUCUGGUAGGGUAGCUGCGUCGGGUCAGGUGUUUGCUGCAGCGUCCAGGGCCCUGGCCCUGCCUGGUCACGAGCGCUACUUCCUGCUCGUUGUUGACGACUACUCGCGUUACACCGCAGUCUUCCCCUUGCGCAGCAAGGGUGAUGUCACUGAGGUGCUGAUCGACUGGAUCCGCGCAGCUCGUCUCCAGCUUAGGAAGAGCUUUGGCUCGGACUUUCCUAUUCUGCAUCUGCACUCGGACAGAGGCGGAGAGUUUACCUCUGGCCUUCUGAGAGCCUACUGUCGCGCACGAGGCAUCCGUCAGACCUUCACGCUUUCGGACUUUCUGCAGCAAAAUGGGAUUGCUGAGUGCCGCAUUGGCAUGGUCAUGGACGUCGCUCGUACGUCUAUGAUGCAUGCGGCUGCCCCCCAUUUUCUGUGGCCGUUUUCGGUCAGGUACGCGGCGCAUGAGAUCAACCUUCACCCCAGGGUCUCCAGGCCGGAGACCUCCCCAGCCUUGCUGUGGACGGGGAAGGUUGGCGAUGCGUCGGCGUUCCGGGUCUGGGGAUCUCGGGCGUUUGUCCGCGACUUGUCUGCGGACAAGCUGUCCCCUCGUGCUGCUCCUUGCGUCUUCGACGUCACGUUUGACGAGUCGGUCCCCUACUACCGGCUCUUCCCCUACCGCACUCCGUCCCUCCCCCCGCCGCCGCUCUUCCUUGUACCAGAUCCCCCUCCGGUAGACCCCCUCCCCCCUCAUGGUCCUUUAGGUGUGUCCCAGGUAGACGCAGUCGAGCCUGUCGAGAUCACUGGUGACUUUGGUGCUGCUGAGGAUGCUGCGCCUGGGGGUGCUGACUCUAAGGGGGGUGCUGAGACUGGGGGUGCUGAGCCUGGGGGUGCUGAGCCUGGGGGUGCUGAGCCUGGGGGUGUUGAGCCUGGGUGUGCUGAGCCUAGGGGUGCUGAGCUUGGAGGUGCUCCGCCUGGAGGUUCUCCGGGUGCUUCGUCUCUGCGGGAGCCACUCUCUCCACAGGAGCUGCGCGAGUGGUUUGCCCAGCGUUGGAGGCGUGCUGCUGGUGCUCGAGGUACUUCGGCUACUGAGGGUGCUGCUGUCGCAGGUCCCGAAGGUGCUCGUACUGGGAGUAGUGGAGCUGCUGGGCCUGCGGGUGCGACUCGAGCUGGUGCUGCUGAGGGUGUUGGAGCUGAGACCACUGCUGGCGGUCCUGCUGCGGGUUCUCCUGGUGCUGCUGGAGGUUCGGGCGCUGCUGGAGGUGCCGCUGGAGCGGGUGCUCCUGCUGGGGGAAACGGUGCUGUACCUGCUGUGUAUGGCGUCGCCGCGCGGCCUCGACCGUACUUCGUUCCACUCCUGCAGCAGGUUCUUGGUCUUCCGCCUUCUACUGGUCCUCCUCCUCCUUUAGAGUGUCUACAGCCAGUACCGUUUGAGUUACAGUUGCAGCCUACCUCCCCUUUGCCUGCUCCUUCUCCCUACACUGGUCCUAGUGGAGUCGGACUCUCUUCGUGCUGCCAGUCCUACUGUCACGCGUCUCCUGGCUACUGUCGUCACUGGCCCUUCUUUCGAGUCCACUGCUGCGUCUCCCUUGUAACUGAGCUCGUCAACUUUGCUGCUCGCUGUCGCCUAGACUACGCUGCUAGUCUUGUCGCUGAGUCUGAGUCUGUCUGUCCUCCGUCCGUUGGGGGUGAGUGUGCCCUUGGCACGGACGUCCUUGAGGACAGGCAGGAGGAGUUCCAGUGCUUGGCCGCUGCUUCACCUCAUCUCGUGUCCGUAGUGCUUACCCCCGAGGGAGACCCGGAUGCAGUUGACAUCCCGACUCCGCGCUCUUACGCGGAGGCGAUAGAGGGUCCCUACUCCUCUCAGUGGCAGGCAGCUAUGGAUGCAGAGAUGGCUUCCUGGAAGUCCACAGGCACCUACAUUGAUGCUGUCCCCCCUCCUGGGGCGAACAUCGUCAGUGGCAUGUGGAUCUUCAGGGUGAAGCGGCCGCCGGGUUCUUCGCCUGUCUUCAAGGCGCGUUACGUGGCUCGUGGCUUCAGUCAGCGGCAGAGAGCUGACUACUUUCAGACCUUCUCCCCCACCCCGAAGAUGACCACUCUUCGGGUACUGCUGCAUGUUGCUGCUCACCGUGACUGCGAGCUGCACUCUCUUGACUUCAGCACUGCUUUCUUGCAGGGCAGCCUGCACGAGGAGAUCUGGCUGCGCCGCCCACCUGGCUUCACUGGGUCUUUCCCUCCUGGUACCCAGUGGAGUCUCCGGCGUCUAGUCUACGGUCUCUGCCAGGCGCCACGUGAGUGGCACGACACACUGAGGACUACACUUGCGGCUCUUGGGUUUGCUCCUUCUACUGCCGACCCGUCGCUGUUUCUACGCACCGACACCUCUCUGCCGCCGUUCUACAUCCUCGUGUACGUCGACGACUUGGUCUUUGCCAUAGCUGACACUGCUGGACUCGCCUACGUGAAGUCCGAGCUGCAGAAGAGACACACGUGCACAGACCUGGGUGAACUGCGUAGCUACCUUGGCUUGCAGAUCACCCGGGACAGAGCACGCCGCACCAUUACCCUGACUCAGUCACACAUGGUGCAGCAGGUCCUUCAGCGCUUCGGCUUCACGUACUCCUCGCCUCAGGCCACUCCUCUGUCUACUCGCCACUCACUCUCAGCUCUGCCUUCGGAUGAGUCCGUAGAGUCGAGUGGCCCAGCACAUGGCAGCAGCGAAGAGGGUGCUGCGCUACUUGGGCAGUACGUCGGGCAUGGGGCUAGUGCUUGGAGGGCGGAGUCCAGUGGUCCUCACUGGGCACGCGGACGUUUCUUGGGCUGA
This is a messenger RNA of Closterium sp. NIES-65, 4077 nucleotides long. Lineage: Eukaryota; Viridiplantae; Streptophyta; Zygnematophyceae; Desmidiales; Closteriaceae. The record is from the annotation of a GenBank genome assembly.